AUGACCAAUAUGAACGACAUACCCGAUUUGAAGAAAGAGAAGGAUCUCGAGUGCCUGGAUGAUGUGCAACAAAGUGCCAUCAGCAACCACGACGAUGUUUUUGGAGAGAUCUCUGAGGGUGGCCCCAACUACCGUAGUGUAGGAUGGUCGGGAACCGCCGUUCUCAUGAUGAAAAGCCAACUUGGACUGGGUGUCCUUUCCAUUCCAAGUGCCUUUGAUAAACUGGGCAUCGUCCCAGGCAUGAUCUGUCUCAUUGUCAUUGCCAUUAUCACAACGUGGUCAGACUACAUGGUGGGUGUCUUCAAGCUUAAGCACCGCUCGGUUUACAGUAUCGAUGAUGCCGGUGGAUUGAUGUUCGGACCCAUCGGACGAGAAGUCUUCGGCUUUGUGUUCUGCCUAUGUAGGUUGAGCGAGAUCAAUGCAUUUUUCAAGGCUAACAGCAAGAUAGAUUGGAUUUUCGUGGCUGGCUCAGGAAUGCUGAGUCUUUCUAUCGCCUUCAAUGCCGUUUCGAGCCAUGCUACCUGUACAGCUGUUUAUGUCGCUAUUGCAGCCAUUGCGGGCAUUUCAUUUGCGAGCAUCCGGACGCUUGGUCGCAUGAGCUGGCUCGCCUGGAUCGGUCUGGUGGCUAUCAUCACUGCAGGUAAGGAUUUCUUUUUCUGGAUUCAUGUUCGUGCAAAGCCUUACUCAUCUCACUCUGCAGUUCUUAUCGUGACCGUCGCCGUGGGUAUACAAGGUCGACCUGCCUCUGCCCCUCAGGAAGGGGUAUGGGUAUCUGAUUAUAAGAUCGUGGCAAACCCUUCGUUCGCCGAAGCCAUCUCGGCUGUGUCCUCGCUCAUCUUUGCCUACGCCGGAACACCAGCGUUCUUUGCCAUCGUAUCCGAGAUGCGGGAGCCUCAAUACUUUACUCGAUCGCUGGUUAUCUGCCAAAGUACAGUGACAGCUAUCUACGUGUCUAUCGGUUGUGUGAUUUAUUACUUUUGCGGCUCAUAUGUCGCAUCUCCUGCCCUUGGCUCUGCCGGUCCCACCGUGAAGAAGGUCAGCUAUGGCUUUGCCAUUCCAGGACUCUUGGUCACCACGAUGCUCUUUAUUCAUUUGCCCGGAAAAUACAUCUUUGUUCGCGUCCUGCGUGGAUCGAAGCAUCUCACCUCUAAUAGCAUUGUCCAUUGGACCUCCUGGAUCAGCUGCACUUUUGGAGUUGGCAUUAUCUCCUAUAUCGUUGCCAGUGCAAUCCCCGUCUUCGAUAGCCUUGUCUCCCUCGUUGGUGCUUUGCUUGGAACCUUCCUAUCCUUCCAACCCAUGGGCUGCAUGUGGCUUUAUGACAAUUGGAGCAAGGGCAAAACAGAGCGGUCACCACGAUGGAUUGCCAUGGUCUGCUGGAGUGUUUUUGUCAUAUCCAUUGGUACUUUCAUGAUGGUUGCUGGUACAUACGGAUCAGUUGUCGGUAUCAUGGACAGCUACAAAGCUUCAGGUGGCUCUGGGGCAUGGUCUUGUGCCGAUAAUUCCAACUCUUCAUAG
This is a messenger RNA of Penicillium salamii, 1515 nucleotides long. The record is from the annotation of a GenBank genome assembly. Lineage: Eukaryota; Fungi; Ascomycota; Eurotiomycetes; Eurotiales; Aspergillaceae.